Molecule: messenger RNA, 1490 nt
Organism: Eurytemora carolleeae
Lineage: Eukaryota; Metazoa; Arthropoda; Copepoda; Calanoida; Temoridae
Exons: 13
Coding region: 276-917 (213 amino acids)
Cellular component (GO): membrane
Molecular function (GO): glutamate-gated receptor activity
Source: RefSeq, a predicted model, not a curated record
AAUCAGAUCCUGAUUUAGAACAAAUUAUAAUCUCUUUAAACCAAUUCAAUGAAGUGUACAACAGGAACCAGCCUAGAAGUUUGUUCCUGGAGGGGUGUAUAUGUGAUGAUGAAUCGAUCACUAGCUUAGUGAAAGAAGUCAAAAGCAUUCAUGUUAAAUGCUUUGAACCCCUUCAACCCUUGAUUCUGACUGGAGGAGAUGAAGGGGGAAGCAAGACUGAAAUAUCUGAGAUAAACAAUGGAACAAUAAUUAGAAGAACUGAGAGUGGAAACUAUAUGUAUAUCUGCAAGGGAGCGAGGUUGAAUGAUACAAAGGAUAUGAAGAUAUUUGUAAAUCCUGAAACCUACUUGAACAACAAACAUCUCCUCCUCAACAAUGAUUUGUACAUCCUAGAGAGAGAAAAUAAAAUUCAUCGUAUCUCCAAAUUUCAAUCAGUUGUUGAUGAUGUAGUUUUCAAGAAGGAGUUGCAACUUAUCCACGGAAAGAACAUGUCGAGGGAUAUGAUGGGAUUAAAGCUUAGGAUUGGUUAUCUACCUGCAUCGACAUAUUUACAGUAUUCAGGAACCAGGUUCACUGGUUCUCUGGGAGAAAUAUUUGAGAACCUGCGCACACGACUAAAUUUUACCUACGACGCAGUUCUAUCAGUUGAUGGAUUUUAUGGUAGCAGGGUUAAGGAGGGAGUAAGAAUUGGUGGAAGAAAAUCCCACUACAAUGGUUUAAUAGGAAUGAUUGAGCGUGAAGAAAUAGAUAUUGCCCUUACUGACAUAGCUCUGACAGCAGAUAGGAAUCAGGUUGCUUCAUUUGGAGGUACCAUGCUUCUACAGCCAACAGUUCUUAUUGUAGCAAAGCCAGGAACGGAUUAUCAGAUUGAUGCAUAUUUUAUUCCAUUAAAAACGGUAUAUCCAAAUUCCAACUGAAAACUCUAUUUUUAAUCUUAAAGUUGAAGUUCUAAUAAAGUUUCCCAAAGAAUACUUUAUUAUUCAUAAAUAGAGACCUCAUCUAGGACUGGGCAUCGUUAACAGGAAUGAUCUUUCCUUUAAGGAAAUAAAUGGAAUUCACAAGAAUGAUGUUAUCGUUCAUUAAAACAAACAAACCCAUAAAAAUAUUGGAACUUUCUAUAAAUUAACGAGCGCUUCGAUUUGGGAUGGGAUGGGAUUUGGGAUGGGAUGCGAUUUGCGAUGGUAAUAUUGGGAAAAGGAUUCCCCUAUAGACCCUCGUCAAUUAACAUAGAACUAAAAAAUGUCUAGCUCUAUCCUCAACUCUCAUCAACUAUAUCUACUUUUUAUUCUAUUCUUAACUUUUUCUCUUUCCUUUAAUGGCUUUCACCCCCUUCCACUCAGCUGAACUAACUGUGCAUUAGACAAGAAAUAAAAGAAAAGAAAAAAAUUUACCCCAAUGCAACCAAACCCAGGAGAGGGAGGAAUGGUUUGUAUGAAUUGUUAAUAAAAUGUAGAUCUAAAGAUGAAAUAAUAUAAAAUCCUACUUUACCA